GUCUGUGAUAUGGGCACGGCAUCUUUGAAGCAUUCCAACGAGUCUUAAGGUGAGAAAUCGAGGACUUCAUGCAGCGCAGCUGCGUACCAUUGCUCCCAGCGAAAUCAGGCACCGCCCUAUAUUUCCGGAGUAUAUCCGCGGCCUCCACCUCGCGUAAUGUCAACGAGCGCGUCCCAUCAUUCCACUCGUCUCAUCAGACCAAGUUUCUUGAACGCAGCAAUGAAACGCUCCGACGUCCACCACGUCACAUUCCACAUCGAGCGCGCGACUGUGCUGCUCUCAGUACCCGAGGCGACAACACUUGCGAGCUUGCGUUCCCAGCUCGUUCCCGCUCUCGCGACACUAGCGCGCAGUGCGCUGUCCUCCUCUCCACCCAGCAGCGCCGACGACAUCCAGCUGUGGGAGGACCGUGACACCGAGGGCGCGACGGGUAUCCGCGUAUGCGACGAAGGGAGCAUCAAGAGCUUGGGAUGGGCGCGAUGGAAGCGGCUGUAUAUCAGCAUCCGUGGUGAUGACGGGAGCUUUGGCGAGCCUAGCUACACCAUCCCUGAUCCCAUGGACGGGGACGAGGAGCAGUAACAGAGAGGCGUGCAGGUCGACGGAGGAGGUGCAAGGUGGGACUGGCGCUGUAGGGGCUGUGAGCAACUCCGCGACAGCAGCAGUUACGGUGCAAGUGGCGGGAUCGCUGAGUCUGCGAGCAUAUUUCCUGCCCGGUGGUCACAGGGGCGCGGAUCACUUUGAGAGUGGACGAAUAGGUCAGGAUAAUGGAUUUACAUGUUGGC
Cutaneotrichosporon oleaginosum is the source of this 782-nucleotide messenger RNA. The record is from RefSeq and is a predicted model, not a curated record. NCBI's taxonomy places the organism in Eukaryota, Fungi, Basidiomycota, Tremellomycetes, Trichosporonales, Trichosporonaceae.